AUGUCAUCAUCUUCACAGCUUGUAUUUAGAUCUGACAUAGAGAGUCUGCCACCAGCAGAAGUGUCAGGGGGUCCUGGAUUGCCAUCUGAAUUUGGUAGAAUAGGGGAAUUGACAAUAGAAGCUCGUAAGGAUCCAAAUGAUAUACGUAAGUGGGAAUCGUUAUUCAACGAAUUGGAAAGAGUUCAUGCAGAACAGAGUGCUACAGUUGCCAAGAAGUCUACAAUGGAGCUUUUGAAUCAAUUAACUAUCAAAGGAUAUGAUGCUUUAUUGUCCAGAUUCCCUAAUUUAUCUGAAUAUUGGAAAAAAUGGCUGAUUUUUGAAUAUAAAUUAAGAGGAAAUAAAUCAUCAAUAGAAAUAUUAGAAACGGCAGUAGAGAAAGUGCCAUAUUCAAUCGAGCUUUGGCAAGAUUACUUGAAUGCUUUAGUGUUAACGUAUGAAAAGAAUGACGACGAGCAAAAGAGAUUCAUCAGAUAUAGAUAUGAAAAGGCAUUGAGAUUGAAUGGAUACAAUUUUAAUUCUCAUCCACUUUGGGAUAGGAUCUUAGAGUUUGAAAAUUCAAUUGAAGAAGCAUCUGAAGUUUCUUUAAAGUUGUACCUCAAACUUGUUAGAUAUCCAUUAUAUGAAUAUGCUCGUUAUUAUAAGCAAUUCACCAAUAUUUAUAAGAAAUUUAAGAUCAAGGAUUUGAUUCCUGAGAAAGAUUUGAAUCACUAUGUAUCUCAAUAUAAUCAAAAGUCAUACGAAACCCUUUCUAUUAUCGAAAAGCUGCAGAUCAUUGAUGAUUAUUUUCAGAAAAUACAUAAUAACACUCAACAAGAAGUAAGUUCGAAAUGGCAAUUUGAAUCUACACUCACAUUCCAUGAAUUUUCAUUGACUUACAUGGGAGAGAUUAAUGCUGCUGUCGAUAAUUGGGUGAAUUACCUAAACUAUGAAAUUAAAGCGUUUGAUUUCAGCUCUAAGGAUGGCUAUGAACAUGUGGUCAGUCUCUUUGAAAGAGCUUUGAUACCGAAUUGUCUCGAUGGAAAGAUUUGGUUGAAAUAUGUUGCAUUCUUAAACAAAAUAAAACUAGCUGAGGCAGAAAAGUUUGGCUUAAUAAAAGAAGUUUAUAACAGAUCUAUAAAUAACUUUGUUCCUUUGACGGAGAAUGAUUUAAGAUCAUUUUAUGUUAAGUUUCUUUUGAAAAGUGACAAGGUUGAAGUAGCAAAUGAGUAUCUUUUCGAUUUGAUAAAACUCUUUAGUGGAACCAAGAACACAAAAGUUUAUUUGAAAAGUCAGUACAUCGUUUCAAUUAGAGACUUACUUAACAUAUGGAGCAAGGCUUUAGAUCAACUGGAAUACUUUAACACAUUGGAAAAGUUAGUUAAUAAUUAUUUUACAGAACAGGAGUCAAAGUCAAGAAAAGUCCAUAAUGAGUCAACAGAUGUAUAUAUUCCAUUAAAGAAAGGUAGAAUAGAUAAGGUAUACUUAAACACGCUUCCAAAUUUAUUAAAUGAUGAUUCAAUUCCUGUUGUUUCAGUGCUAUACCUUCAAGAAUUAUUGAAAAGGAAAAAUUUCCUUGGUAUUAGGAGAUUCUUUAAUAAACAUCACACAGAAGAAGUUUAUAAAAGUUCAAUUUCAUUCUGGAAAUUUUAUGUUGAAUUUGAAGGAUUUAUAAAUUUCAAUAUCACCAACUUAAAUGCAGUCAUGAAACAUGUUAAAACUGAGACUCAACUUCCUAAGAAUGCAGUAGAUGCUUUGAUAGAUAUACAUUAUGAUAUAGUAAAUGCUAAUCUUGUUGAUUUAUAUGAUACCCAUGAUACACUGUUACUAAUACAGAAAGACUUGGAAACAUCGGAUUCUCCUGUUCAAAAUUCCUCCCUUCAUACUAGAUUGGCCAAUAACAACUACAUAAUAAGAGAGGUAGAAGAAGGCAAAGGUUCAAGAGGUAAGAACUCCGCUUCAACUUCAAAUAGAGAAGAUUUAAUCUUGAAAUCAUUCAAGAGUCAAAAUGGGCAUCCAGGAAUAAUAAUAGAAGCAAGACCCGAGAUUACUAACAGAAUAAUGAAUCCAGGAAAUUGGAUAUCAUUAGUGAAACCUGAUGUACCUCCUUUCCCAGUAUUCAAAAAUGUAGAGAAAGCUAACAUGCCAGUUAAUUAUCCUACUAUAUAA
Molecule: messenger RNA, 2145 nt
Organism: Scheffersomyces coipomensis
Lineage: Eukaryota; Fungi; Ascomycota; Pichiomycetes; Serinales; Debaryomycetaceae
Gene: PRP39
Product: Prp39p
Exons: 1
Coding region: 1-2145 (714 amino acids)
Biological process (GO): mRNA 5'-splice site recognition; RNA processing
Cellular component (GO): U1 snRNP; U2-type prespliceosome; commitment complex
Molecular function (GO): pre-mRNA 5'-splice site binding; protein binding
Source: RefSeq, a predicted model, not a curated record